UUCUGUCCCGGUAUAGGUCACGUGUGAAGCCGGUUGACUGCCAGCGUUGUGUAUAUAUUUUUAUUUAUUUAUCUUCUAAGCCGCCUUCAGAACCUCUCAGCUGUUGUGUCAGUGCCGCGCUUUACUUCUCUUUCAUACACUUGAGACACUCCUCCCUCUUAGAGCUGCGGCCGCCCCGGGGAGGGAGCGAACAGACACACACACAGGGGAGGGCACCGGCUGCCGGAUACAUGCUGGGGAACCUCGCACUCCUCGUGAGAGGCCGGUAAAGCACUUUAGAAAAGAAAAAGUUAAGGGAGAAUGGAGUUCCCUAACCAGCAGAAGACAACUGAUGGCAAAAUUAUUUACCCACCCGGAGUAAAGGAGAUCACAGAUAAAAUUUCUAACGAUGAGGUGGUGAAACGGCUAAAAAUGGUUGUAAAAACAUUUAUGGACAUGGACCAAGAUUCUGAAGAUGAAAAACAACAAUAUCUCCCUUUGGCAUUGCAUUUAGCAUCUGAAUUCUUCCUCCGAAAUCCUAACAAAGAUGUUCGCUUGCUUGUGGCUUGCUGCUUAGCUGAUAUAUUCAGAAUAUAUGCCCCAGAAGCACCAUAUACUUCUCAUGAUAAAUUAAAGGAUAUAUUCUUAUUUAUUACAAGACAGCUGAAGGGUCUUGAGGACACCAAGAGUCCACAAUUCAACAGAUAUUUUUACUUACUAGAGAACUUAGCCUGGGUUAAAUCGUACAACAUUUGCUUUGAGUUGGAAGACUGCAAUGAAAUAUUUAUUCAGCUUUUUAAGACUCUAUUCUCCGUUAUCAAUAACAGUCACAAUCAGAAAGUUCAGAUGCAUAUGCUGGAUUUAAUGAGCUCGAUCACCAUGGAGGGAGAUGGGGUAACACAGGAGCUUUUGGAUUCUAUUCUCAUUAACCUUAUCCCUGCACAUAAGAACCUUAACAAACAGGCCUUUGAUCUAGCCAAAGUUCUAUUGAAAAGGACCGCUCAAACAAUUGAACCAUGCAUCGCCAAUUUUUUUAACCAGGUUUUAGUGUUGGGGAAAUCUUCAGUGAGCGAUUUGUCAGAGCAUGUCUUCGAUUUGAUACAAGAGCUAUUUGCAAUAGAUCCUCAUUUGUUGGUGUCAGUCAUGCCACAGUUGGAGUUCAAAUUGAAGAGUAAUGAUGGUGAAGAAAGGUUGGCUGUUGUGCGUCUUCUUGCAAAGCUGUUUGGCUCAAAAGAUUCAGACCUUGCUACUCAAAAUCGCCCACUUUGGCAGUGUUUCCUUGGCAGGUUUAAUGAUAUACAUGUUCCAGUAAGACUAGAAAGUGUGAAAUUUGCCAGUCAUUGUUUAAUGAACCAUCCUGACCUAGCUAAAGAUCUUACUGAUCUGGUUGAUGUAUCAGCACUUAAUGAGAUGUGGAAAUGCCAGAAUAUGCUGAGAAGCCAUGUGCGAGAGCUUCUUGAUUUACAUAAGCAACCCACUUCAGAAGCGAACAGCUCAGCCAUGUUUGGAAAGUUAAUGACCAUAGCAAAAAAUUUGCCAGACCCAGGAAAAGCACAAGAUUUUGUAAAGAAGUUCAAUCAAGUUUUGGGUGAGGAUGAGAAGCUUAGGUCACAACUUGAGUUGCUUAUCAGCCCUACUUGUUCGUGUAAACAAGCAGAUGUCUGUGUGAGGGAGAUUGCACGCAAACUUGCCAACCCCAAACAGCCUACAAAUCCAUUUUUGGAAAUGGUCAAGUUUUUAUUGGAAAGGAUUGCUCCGGUACAUAUAGAUUCAGAAGCUAUCAGUGCUUUGGUUAAACUGAUGAAUAAAUCAAUUGAGGGGACAGUGGAUGAUGAAGAGGAGGGUGUAACUCCAGACACAGCUAUAAGAGCAGGACUUGAACUGCUUAAGGUACUGUCUUUCACACAUCCAACCUCAUUUCACUCUGCCGAAACUUACGAAUCUUUUCUUCAGUGCCUUCGUAUUGAAGAUGACAAAGUGGCUGAAGCAGCUAUUCAGAUCUUUAGAAAUACAGGGCACAAAAUAGAAACGGACUUACAACAAAUUCGAUCGGCGCUUAUUCCCAUUUUGCACCAAAAGGCGAAAAGGGGUACACCACAUCAAGCUAAACAGGCUGUUCACUGCAUCCAUGCAAUUUUUUCAAAUAAGGAAGUGCAGCUUGCUCAGAUAUUUGAGCCUCUCAGCAGGAGUCUAAAUGCAGAUGUCCCAGAACAACUGGUUACACCUUUAGUUUCGUUGGGCCAUAUUUCCAUGCUGGCUCCUGACCAAUUUGCUUCUCCAAUGAAAUCAAUAGUAGCAAAUUUUAUUGUGAAAGAUUUGCUUAUGAAUGAUAGGUCUAAUGGAGACAAGAAUGGAAAAUUAUGGUCCUCAGAUGAAGAUGUUUCACCAGAAGUUCUCGCUAAAGUCCAGGCAAUAAAAUUAUUGGUACGUUGGCUAUUAGGUAUGAAGAAUAAUCAGUCCAAGUCUGCGAAUUCCACAUUGAGAUUAUUAUCAGCAAUGCUUGUCAGUGAAGGGGACCUAACUGAGCAUAAAAGAAUCAGUAAAUCAGACAUGUCUCGCUUGAGGUUAGCAGCUGGAAGUGCCAUAAUGAAACUUGCUCAGGAACCUUGUUACCAUGAAAUAAUCACUCCAGAACAGUUCCAGCUCUGUGCUCUUGUCAUUAAUGAUGAGUGCUAUCAAGUUCGUCAAAUAUUUGCACAAAAGCUUCACAAGGCUCUUGUGAAGUUGCUGCUUCCACUAGAAUAUAUGGCUAUCUUUGCCUUGUGUGCCAAGGAUCCAGUGAAGGAAAGAAGGGCACAUGCUAGACAGUGCUUGCUCAAGAAUAUCAGUAUAAGAAGGGAGUACAUUAAGCAAAACCCAUUGGCAAGUGAAAAGCUGCUGUCCUUGCUACCGGAAUACGUUGUUCCAUAUAUGAUACAUUUGCUGGCUCACGACCCAGACUUUACAAAACCUCAGGAUGUUGACCAACUGCGUGAUAUUAAAGAGUGUCUAUGGUUUAUGCUUGAAGUUUUAAUGACCAAGAAUGAGAAUAACAGUCAUGCGUUCAUGAAGAAAAUGUGUGAAAACAUCAAACAAACCAGAGAUACUCAAGCGCCAGAUGAUCCAAAAGUCAAUGAAAAACUAUAUACAGUCUGUGAUGUUGCACUGAUUGUCAUGAAUAGCAAGACUACAAUCACUCCUACAGAAACAACCAAGGACCCUGUGAUACCAACCCGAUUUUUUACACAGCCUGAGAAGGAAUUUUGCAAUGAAAAGUGUUUGAUUUCUGAGGAGACAAGAGUCCUUCUGUUAACGGGAAAGCCUAAACCCACAAGUGUUUUAGGUGCAGUAAAUAAGCCUCUUUCUGCCACUGGACGAAGACCAUACAACAGAAGUACAGGAUCUGAAACUGGAAUAAACAUCAGUCUUAAUUCAGACACGGAAACACUUGGAAGAUCGAGGGAUCUGGAUUCUGAAGUGUCUGAAACUGGUGUUAGUGAAAACGAUGAGCAUCCUGUCAGAAUAAUUUCAGUCACGCCAGUCAAGACAGAGACUGUGAAAAACAAGGAAGUGAACUCUGAGCAGACUACUCCAUCUACCCUUUUACCCGAGCGAGGAAAAAAAAGAUCAGCAGUAUCGCCUGGGUCAGAGAAUAUCCACAAAAAUUUAGAGGAAAAGAAAGCUGAUGAUGGGCAAACAGUCCCACCCAAACCAAGAAGAGGGCGGCCACCAAAAUCUGAAUCUCAGGGUAGUGCAGCAAAAAAAGAUGACUCAAUCAAGCCUGCAGGGAGGGGACGGAAGAGGGCAGCCUCAAAUAAAGAAAGCUCUGUAGGGCUGGAGGCAGGCAAUGCUAAAGUACCAAAACAGGAACAAACAUCCAAAAAAAAAGCACAAAGGCAAAUGAAUCUACAACGGUAAAAGGACACCUUAAUAAAGAGAAAAAUUAAAUCCAAAUCAAGGCAUGAACCGGAUUUCAACAUUUUCUACACAUAAGCUGAACUUGCUCAGACCUUAACUGCUUUCUACAUUUUAAAAACAUGUAAACUGGUGAACAUUUUUCUUAGAAGAAAAAUCCUCUACUGAAUUGUAAAAUAGAAGUUCACAAGGCCAAAAACUUAAAUUUAUCAGAGACUUUUUAUUUGGGGAGGGGUGUUUUUAAAUGAAAAUGUAAUUAAGCUAAUGGUGAUCCUACAUUAUGGCUGUAACAAAGCAAAUCCAUAUGCCUUCAUUGCUUUUAAGACCAUGUUUAAGUUGUCUUGAAGACAGCGUGUUUGUAUAAUUCUUCACUUGAGAAAUGCAGGAGGUACCAUUAUAUGAUAAUAGAUUUGAGGAUAUACAUCCUGUUUAGUUGUAUUCCUUUUAUGAUGCUAAUAGACUCCUGCUAAACAGAUUAUAAUACUUCUCGAACACAAUAAGGAUCCAGUUGUAAAGGAGGCGUAGGGUUUGAAUAUUGAUAAAUGGUUCUUUAUUUUAUAUUUCUUAAUGGUCUCAUGUAAAAUUUGCUGCCAGCAUACUUUUCAAACAAAAUACGAUGUACAGGGGCUUUUUUGUUGUUUGUUUUGUUUUGUUUUUUAAUAUGCCUGUUCUAUAAAGAGUUUUAUGUAGUUAUGUUUGUUUAUAUAGUUUUUCCAAUCACUUAUAGUGGAGGGAAAAUACUUUAACCCACAAUAUUUUUACAUUUCAGAGAAUUUUUUUGUUUUGUUUUUUUUUUCUUGUCCUGGUUUUGUUGGGUUAAUAUAAUUUGGAAUAAAUGUACAUAUUUUGGUUUGUUUUAUAGAACAUCUGUGUCACCUUUUAAAUACCCUUUUAAUCUAAUAAUGAUGGAAUACUGUAUGAAUGAAGACAGUCUUGCAUUCAGUUUUAUAAUGUUGGUCCCAGAUUUGAAUUAAUAUUGUAAAAAUUAUCAAUUUUUUUAAAAUAAAAAAUUUGGGUGGAGUUUGCAACUUUAUAAAUAAAGUUGUAAAUGUUUACUGGUCAUUUUUUAGGGAUUUUGCUGUUUUAAUGUUUAUUGAAGUAUCUCUAUCCAAAUUCUUUUUUAAAGUUUUUUUUUUAUUAUUAUUAUUUUAUUUUCCCAGCAAUGUGUCCUAAAAAAGGUGAGCACAAACAUUUGUGUACAUGCUGUGCUGAAUAUGCACCUCGUACUUAAGUUUUGUUACAUAUAAUAAAUGCGUCUAGGUA
This is a messenger RNA of Bombina bombina (fire-bellied toad), 5136 nucleotides long. RefSeq names its product PDS5 cohesin associated factor A (gene PDS5A). Gene Ontology annotation, cellular component: nucleus; chromatin. The record is from RefSeq and is a predicted model, not a curated record. The transcript is spliced from 31 exons. Lineage: Eukaryota; Metazoa; Chordata; Amphibia; Anura; Bombinatoridae. The coding region runs from base 301 to 3876 and encodes 1191 amino acids. Gene Ontology annotation, biological process: mitotic sister chromatid cohesion; DNA repair.